AACAACAACAACACUGACGUCACUUCCGCUACUGCGCAGCAAACAUGGCGCUCCUGCUAAGGACUUUGGCCCGCCAGGGUGUCUGCCUCACCAAACCUCACUACAAUGUCCUCUAUAGACAUGCUGCUCCGAUGGGAAGCACAGCUAAAGAGGAGAUGAACAAGUUUUGGGACAAAAAUGCCAGAUUAAACCGACCAAUGUCCCCACAUAUCUCAAUCUACCAAUGGUCAGUCCCCAUGAUGAUGUCCAUCACACACCGAGGGACUGGAGUUGGGCUCAGUGGAGCCAUUUCAGCCUUCGGCAUGUUGGCGCUGGUGUUACCUGGAAAUUACCCAUACUAUCUGGAUUUGAUCCACUCGUUAUCCAUUGGCCCUUUCCUUAUUGGGUUGGCCAAGUUUGGCAUCGCCUUCCCCGUAUCUUACCACACCUACAACGGCGUUCGCCACUUGUGGUGGGAUAUCGGAAAAGGCUUCAGAAUCCCUGAGGUCUACCGUACUGGUUACACGGUCAUCGGUUUGUCGAUCAUCACGUCCAUAGCCUUGGCUUUGAUGUGAAAACCGGAAGGGAAGACAUGAGCAGAGGCCGUUGAAGAGAAUGAUGACUUGUACUGUCUGCGUUUUGUGUAAAUGUUCUAUCCUGGCCUAAAGCAGGCUUGAUCAUUAAAGUAUUCAAUAAAAUAUUAUAUUGUUCUAUUCACAGAAA
Cololabis saira (Pacific saury) is the source of this 702-nucleotide messenger RNA. It is a transcript of the gene sdhc, whose product is annotated as succinate dehydrogenase complex, subunit C, integral membrane protein. Gene Ontology annotation, cellular component: membrane. NCBI's taxonomy places the organism in Eukaryota, Metazoa, Chordata, Actinopteri, Beloniformes, Belonidae. Gene Ontology annotation, biological process: mitochondrial electron transport, succinate to ubiquinone; tricarboxylic acid cycle. The transcript is spliced from 6 exons. The record is from RefSeq and is a predicted model, not a curated record. The coding region runs from base 45 to 554 and encodes 169 amino acids. Gene Ontology annotation, molecular function: succinate dehydrogenase activity; electron transfer activity.